Fundulus heteroclitus (mummichog) is the source of this 1531-nucleotide messenger RNA. RefSeq lists its product as uncharacterized. Lineage: Eukaryota; Metazoa; Chordata; Actinopteri; Cyprinodontiformes; Fundulidae. The transcript has 6 exons. The record is from RefSeq and is a predicted model, not a curated record. The coding region runs from base 40 to 909 and encodes 289 amino acids.
GACCCUCAAACGUUGACAUCGACAAGAUUAAGGAAACAAAUGGCAACAAUGUCACAAGUUCUAAACUUGAAAGAGAAUGAGGAGGACUGCCUUGCAGGUUUCAUGGGUCACAACAUCAGGGUCCAUCGACAAUAUUAUCGGCUCCCUGAAGGGACAUUACAAGUUGCGAAAGUUGCAAAGUUGCUUAUGGCCUGUGGAAGAGGAGAGCUAUCAAAAUUUAAAGGCCUGACAUUGGACGAGAUCAACGUUGAUCCAAAUGAGGAAGUACCUGAAGACAGCUCUCUAUCUGGAAGUGAAGAUGAAGAUGUGAUGUCGAGUCUAUCCUCUAACUCAUCAGGUCUAAGACCAGUGAAAAUGACUAGACCCGUUCACAGGACACCUACAGAGGAGGACCAGGAGUCUGAUGCUUCAUCACAGCUAACCAGAGGUAGAUCAAGGAACUGGACAGAGGAGGACCAUGACUCUGAUACCUCAUCACAGCCAUUGAAUCACUGUUUUCAAGAUGAGUCAAGACCUGUGAAGAAGAUGAAACCCACCAAGAGGACACCUAGAGAGGAGGACCCUGAGUCUGGUACCUCAUCACAGCCAAGAAAAGACGAGUCAAGACGUGUGAAGAAGAUGAAACCCACCAAGAGGACAUCUAGAGAGGAGGACCCUGAGUCUGAUACCUCAUCACAGCCAAGAAAAGAUUCAUCAAGAAAGAAGAGGAAGAUGUGGAGCAAAGCAGAAGUCCACGCUGUGGAACAAAAGCUAAUGCACAACAUUAAGACUGGCAAGGUUCCUGGGAAAGCACAGUGUCUUGAAUGUAUCCAUGCAUUCCCAGAUGCACUGAAAGGUAGGACCUGGGAUGCUGUGAAAUACUAUGUGAAAAACCGCAUAGACACCUGGAAGCGGCGGUCUACGAGGUAACUGCAAGCUCUUGUUUUGUGUUUGAAAGAGCAACUGUUAAUGCAGCUCUCACCAUUUGAUCUGUUGAUUAGCUGAACCUCAGAGGUCAGCUUUUGAAGUUCUGCUGUUAGAGAGCAGUGAUCUGCUCAGAUUGCACUUUAUUUUAUGCAAUUUAUUUCAUACAUAACAGAAAUUUUUUUGUACUGUUAUGCUUCUUCAAUUCAUGGAUUAGCAAAUGUUUUAAAAAGUUUGUUUAACCCUCACAUAUUGCUCAUAUUCUGAGUCAUAAUUACUCUACACCAGGGCUUCUCAAUUCCAGUCCUCGCACCCCCCUGCCCUGCAUGUUUUAGAUGUGUCCCUCCUUCACCACACCAGAUUUAAAUGAUCAGCUCGGCAUCAAGCUCUGCAGAGGCCUGAUAACGAGACACUCAUUUGAAUCAGGUGUGGUGGAGGAGGGACACAUCUAAAACAUGCAGGGCAGGGGGGUGUGAGGACUGGAAUUGAAUUCAUUCAAAUAUUGAAAAUAUUUUACAUUAAUGGGUUCCAAUUGUAGCAGUUACUGAUCUUUACAUUAAUUAUUAACAUUUCUGUAUAUCAGUAAUGUUGCCUGCUGUUAAAAAUAAAUGACAGACUUUUCAUUCAA